Messenger RNA from Colletotrichum acutatum, 585 nucleotides. Its product is annotated as beta-lactamase/transpeptidase-like protein. The record is from RefSeq and is a predicted model, not a curated record. The transcript has 2 exons. The annotation marks the transcript as partial. NCBI's taxonomy places the organism in Eukaryota, Fungi, Ascomycota, Sordariomycetes, Glomerellales, Glomerellaceae.
AUGAAGCCCUUUCAGUUUCUAAUCGUGGCCCUAUGGGCAACCCAAACCUUAGGACAAGACACAGCACAGCGCCCCCUCCAUGAUGAGAAUCAAACUAUCGGAGAUGUGCCUCGCGUAGUGUCAAAGGACCUCGACGACUUCAUUGAGCGAAUUCGAGAAGAGUGGCAUGCCCCAGGUCUAGCCGUCGCAAUUGUCGACGGGCACAACACUUGGGCAAAGGGUUAUGGCUACGCCGUUCUCAAUUCCACACCUGUCACCCCGCAUACGCUCUACUUCACCGGCAGCACCACCAAGUCCUUCACUGCCGCCGCCAUCUCUCUCCUCAUAGACAACGCGAGCGCGACCUCAUCGGUAUACCCUGGACUCAGUUGGAAGACGCCGGUAUCCGACGUCCUCCGCGAUGAUUUCGUCCUCAGCGAUGAGUGGGCUACGGCUCACAUCACUCUCGAGGACGCUAUGAGCCAUCGGACAGGCUACCCUCGCCAUGAUUUGGCACCGGCGACUACGGCUAAGGGAACUACCCGCUUAUUAAGGCAUCUACCGAUGGCUGCUGAGCCACGCACGACUUUCCUGUACAACAACAAG